GUUAUUAUAUAGCUACGUAUGUUUGUAUCUGCGACACACAGUGACAGUAGAGAACAUGGCUUUCAGAAUCGCGAAGACGUCUGUCGCCCCUCUGGGCUUCCUGAGCAGGAGGUUGUCGGUGCCAGAAAUACGGUCCAUGGGUCCUUACCAUCAGAAGGUGGUGGACCACUACGAGAACCCCAGGAAUGUGGGGAACCUGGACAAGAACGACAUAAACGUGGGGACCGGCUUGGUGGGCGCACCUGCCUGCGGAGAUGUGAUGAAGCUGCAGGUGGCGGUUGACGCACAGGGUAAGAUUGUGGACGCUCGGUUCAAGACGUUCGGCUGUGGCUCUGCCAUUGCGUCCAGCUCCCUGGUCACAGAAUGGGUGAAGGGCAAGUCUAUUGAUGAAGCUCUGACGAUCAAGAACACCCAGAUUGCCAAAGAGCUCAGCCUGCCUCCAGUCAAACUGCACUGCUCAAUGCUGGCAGAAGAUGCAAUAAAGGCUGCAUUGGCAGACUACAGGAUGAAGCAGCAGUCAAGGGAGCAGUCUGUGGCCCAAGCUGCCAACUGAGACCACCCUGGGCAGUGCUCGACAUCCCCAUCACUCCCAUGUCCUCCUAGAGGCCAAGGGCAUCGAUCGCCCACCUUUUCCCUGUCAGAUUAACGCACAAACUGGGGGUGUUGAGGCUCCACUCUUAGCCUGUUGUCUUAACGCACAACCUGGGGGUGUUGAAGCUCCACUCUUAGCCUGUUGGCUUAACGCACAAUGUGAGGGCCUCAAAGCUCCACCUCUUUAGUCUUGUCUAGUUGAUGUACCGUCUGAGGGGACUUGACACGGGACAGUGUUAUGCAAAAAGGUGUUCUAUAAGGCCAGAGUUUCAACCUCUGUUUGAACUCUCUCUCUGUUGGCGAAAGCCAUGUUUUAUCAUCACAUUCCUUUGUCACCUGCAGUAUGAGAACAGAGUGAGUAACAUUCAGGCUUCCCUGUAUUCACAUCCCGAUGUUUCAGCUCUCUUUCUGGAUGGGCAAUGCUUUUAAUGCUGUUUUUGAAAAUAAAGUUAUGAGCAGAGUAA
Messenger RNA from Conger conger (European conger), 1055 nucleotides. RefSeq names its product iron-sulfur cluster assembly scaffold protein IscU-like. The record is from RefSeq and is a predicted model, not a curated record. Gene Ontology annotation, molecular function: 2 iron, 2 sulfur cluster binding; ferrous iron binding. Gene Ontology annotation, cellular component: cytoplasm; mitochondrial matrix. NCBI's taxonomy places the organism in Eukaryota, Metazoa, Chordata, Actinopteri, Anguilliformes, Congridae. Gene Ontology annotation, biological process: iron-sulfur cluster assembly; intracellular iron ion homeostasis. Bases 56 to 553 code for a protein of 165 amino acids. The transcript is spliced from 5 exons.